Messenger RNA from Labrus mixtus (cuckoo wrasse), 6969 nucleotides. It is a transcript of the gene lrp6, whose product is annotated as low density lipoprotein receptor-related protein 6. The record is from RefSeq and is a predicted model, not a curated record. Bases 251 to 5107 code for a protein of 1618 amino acids. The transcript is spliced from 22 exons. Gene Ontology annotation, molecular function: Wnt receptor activity; Wnt-protein binding. NCBI's taxonomy places the organism in Eukaryota, Metazoa, Chordata, Actinopteri, Labriformes, Labridae. Gene Ontology annotation, biological process: chemical synaptic transmission; Wnt signaling pathway involved in somitogenesis; canonical Wnt signaling pathway.
GCAGCAGCUUCCUCACAGCGGAAGGAGACGACGGAUCUCCUGCAGGACAAUGUGAGACACGGGAGAGUUCAUCCAACGCAGUUAGCCGCAGCCAUGAUGGACUUGGGGAUAAUUUAGCGCGUUUUGCAGCUCGAUCUCAGCCUGAAUAAUCGUCGGGAUAUUAUUUUAGUUCCGCAGAGGAAGCGGCCGCAGCGAUGGGAGUCCUGCGCUGAGCGGAGCGCGGCGGCAGGGCCAAAGAAACGGGAGAAAGAUGGGUGUCGUGCUGCGGAGCCUGUUGUUGUGUAGUUUUUGUUUGCUCAUACGAGGCGUGCCGCUGCUCCUGUAUGCGAACCGGCGGGACCUCCGGCUCGUGGACGCGGCACACGAGAAGGCCAACGCCACGGUGGUGGUCGGGGGUUUGGAGGACGCCGCCGCGGUGGACUACGUUUACUCGCAGGGUCUCAUAUACUGGAGCGACGUGAGCGAGGAGGCCAUCAAACGCACCGUUUUCAACCAAUCGGGGGCCAGCGCCAUCCAGAUUGUGGUGCCGGGGCUGGCGUCCCCGGACGGGCUGGCCUGUGAUUGGUUGGGGAGUAAACUUUACUGGACGGACUCGGAGACCAAUCGCAUCGAGGUGGCCGAGCUGGACGGCACUCUGAGGAAAGUUCUGUUCUGGCAGGAGCUGGACCAGCCGAGGGCCAUCGCUCUGGACCCCGAACGAGGGUUCAUGUACUGGACGGAUUGGGGCGAGGUCCCAAAGAUCGAGCGCGCGGGGAUGGACGGGACGAACCGCUCGAUGAUCAUCGACAAAGAAAUCUACUGGCCCAACGGUCUGACGCUCGACUACUCCCAGGAGAAACUGUACUGGGCCGAUGCCAAACACAACUUCAUCCACCGCUGCAACCUGGACGGCUCCAACAGGGAGUCGGUGGUGAAGGGCGAGCUGCCUCACCCGUUCGCCCUCACGCUGUACGAGGACACGCUGUUCUGGACCGACUGGAACACGCACUCCAUACACUCGUGCAGGAAGCAGACCGGCGCCGAUCAACGCAUCGUCCACUCCGACAUCUUCUCCCCGAUGGACAUCCACGUCUUCAGCGCCAAGAGGCAGAACAGCCUGGCGACCACUCCGUGCUCGGUGAAGAACGCAGGAUGUUCUCACCUGUGUCUCCUCGCCCCGAUGACGCCGUUCUACCAGUGCGCCUGUCCCACUGGAGUCCAGCUGCUGGAGGACGGAAAGACCUGCAGAGACGGUGCGACUCAGAUGCUGCUGCUGGCGCGGCGCACCGACCUGCGGCGGAUCUCUCUGGACAUGCCGGACUUCACGGACAUCAUCCUGCAGGUGGACGACAUCCGGCACGCCAUCGCCAUCGACUAUGACCCGGUGGAGGGCUACAUCUACUGGACGGACGACGACGUCAAAGCCAUCCGCCGCUCGCUGCUUGACGGCAGCGAGGCGGAGUUCGUCGUCACGUCUCAGGUGAACCAUCCGGACGGCAUCGCGGUGGACUGGAUCGCCCGGAACCUGUACUGGACGGACACGGGGACGGAUCGCAUCGAGGUGACGCGGCUCAACGGCACGAUGCGCAAGAUCCUGAUCUCUGAAGACCUGGACGAGCCACGAGCCAUCGUCCUGGAUCCUGUGGCCGGCUACAUGUACUGGACGGACUGGGGCGAGGUGCCAAAGAUCGAACGAGCCGAUCUGGAUGGGAUGGAGCGCCUGGUGAUGGUGAACACGUCGCUCGGCUGGCCCAACGGCCUCGCCCUCGACUACGACGAGAGGAAGAUCUACUGGGGGGACGCCAAGACCGACAAGAUCGAGGUGAUGAAUAUGGACGGGACGGGUCGACGGGUGCUGGUGGAGGACAAACUUCCUCACAUCUUCGGCUUCACUCUGCUCGGAGACUUCAUCUACUGGACGGACUGGCAGCGGCGCAGCAUCGAGCGCGUCCACAAGCGCACGGCCGAGCGAGAGAUCAUCAUCGACCAGCUGCCCGACCUCAUGGGACUCAAGGCCACAUACGUGCACCGAGCCACAGGUACCAACCCGUGUGCAGAGAGUAACGGCGGCUGCAGUCACCUGUGCCUGUUCAAGCCGCUCGGCGUGCAGUGCGGAUGUCCCAUCGGCCUUGAACUCAUCGCCGACAUGAGGACGUGCAUCGUCCCCGAGGCCUUCCUGCUCUUCUCCCGACACACCGACAUCCGACGCAUCUCCCUGGAAACCAACAACAACAACGUGGCCAUCCCGCUCACCGGCGUCAAGGAGGCGUCGGCGCUCGACUUCGACGUCACCGACAACCGGAUCUACUGGACCGACAUCACGCUGAAGACGAUCAGCCGGGCGUUCAUGAACGGCAGCGCUCUGGAGCACGUGGUGGAGUUCGGUCUGGACUACCCUGAGGGCAUGGCGGUGGACUGGUUGGGGAAGAACCUGUACUGGGCCGACACAGGGACCAACCGCAUCGAGGUAGCCAAACUGGACGGGCAGCACCGACAGGUUCUGGUGUGGAAGGACCUGGACAGUCCCCGGGCGCUGGCUCUGGACCCCGCCGAGGGGUACAUGUACUGGACGGAGUGGGGGGGCAAGCCCAAGAUCGACCGCGCGGCGAUGGACGGGACGGGGCGGAUCACUCUGGUGGCCGACGUGGGCCGAGCCAACGGGCUGACCAUCGACUACGCCGAGAGACGACUGUACUGGACCGACCUCGACACCACGCUCAUCGAGUCCUCCAACAUGCUCGGUCUGGAUCGGGAGGUGAUAGCCGAUGACCUCCCUCACCCGUUCGGCCUCACCCAGUACCAGGACUACAUCUACUGGACGGACUGGAGCCAGCGCAGCAUCGAGCGCGCCAACAAGACGAGUGGUCAGAACCGCACGGUCAUCCAGGGUCACCUGGACUACGUCAUGGACAUCCUGGUGUUCCACUCGUCGCGUCAGGGCGGCUGGAACGCCUGCGCCUCCACCAACGGUCACUGCUCACACCUCUGCCUCGCCGUGCCCGUCAGCAGCUUCGUCUGCGGAUGCCCCGCCCACUUCUCGCUCAACUACGACAACAAGACGUGCAGCGCUCCGACGUCCUUCCUGCUGUUCAGUCAGAAGACGGCGAUCAAUCGGAUGGUGAUCGACGAGCAGCAGAGUCCCGACAUCAUCCUGCCGAUCCACAGCCUGAGGAACGUCCGCGCCAUCGACUACGACCCGCUGGACAAACAGCUGUACUGGAUCGACUCCAAGCAGAACGUCAUCCGCCGCGCGCAGGAAGACGGUAACCAGAGCAUGACGGUGGUGUCGAGCUCGAUGGGCGGAGCCAGCCAGGGCCUGCAGCUGUACGACCUGAGCAUCGACAUCUACAGCCGCUUCAUCUACUGGACGAGCGAGGUCACCAACGUCAUCAACGUCACGCGCACCGACGGCAGCCGGGUGGGCGUGGUGCUGAGGGGCGAGCACGACAAGCCGCGCGCCAUCGUGGUCAACCCGGAGAGAGGGUACAUGUACUUCACCAACCUGCUGGAGCGCUCGCCAAAGAUCGAGCGGGCGGCGCUGGACGGGACGGAGCGGGAGGUGCUGUUCUUCAGCGGGCUGGGGAAACCGGUCGCCCUCGCCAUCGACAACGAGGUGGGGAAGCUGUUCUGGGUGGACUCGGACCUGAGGCGCAUCGAGAGCAGCGACCUGUCAGGAGCCAAUCGGAUCGUGAUCGCCGACUCCAACAUCCUGCAGCCGGUGGGUCUGACGGUGUUCGGGAACCACCUGUACUGGAUCGACAAGCAGCAGCAGAUGAUCGAACGCAUCGACAAGACGACCAGGGAGGGGCGCACCAAGAUCCAGGCGCGCAUCGCCUACCUGAGCGACAUCCACGCCGUGCACGAGCUGGACAUGAGGGACUACAGUAAACACCCGUGCACGUGGGAUAACGGCGGCUGCUCGCACAUCUGCAUCGUGAAGGGCGACGGGACGACUCGCUGCUCGUGCCCCGUCCACCUGGUGCUGCUGCAGGACGAGCUCUCCUGUGGAGAGCCCCCCACCUGCUCCCCCGAGCAGUUCUCCUGCACAUCAGGGGAGGUGGACUGCAUCCCGCAGGCGUGGAGGUGCGACGGUUACCCCGAGUGCGACGACAGCAGCGACGAGGAGGACUGUCCCGUCUGCUCCGAAUCCGAGUUCCAGUGUGACAGCCGGCAGUGCAUCGACCUGAGCCUGCGCUGCAACGGGGAGGUCAACUGUCAGGACCGCUCGGACGAGAACAAGUGUGAAGUCCGUUGUCCUCCUGAUCAGUUCACCUGCUCCAACGGUCAGUGCAUCGGAAAACAUAAGAAGUGCGACCACAACAUGGACUGUACCGACAACUCGGACGAGAUCGGCUGCUACCCGACCGAGGAGCCUCCUCCUCCUCCCAACACGACCAUCGGCUCCAUCGUGGGCGUGGUCAUGGCGCUGUUCGUGGUGGGGGCCGUGUACUUCGUCUGUCAGCGCGUCCUCUGUCCUCAGAUGAAGGACGACGGCGAGACGGUCACCAACGACUUCGUGGUCCACGGGCCGUCCUCGGUGCCGCUCGGAUACGUGCCGCACCCGAGCUCGCUGUCCAGCUCGCUGCCAGGAAUGUCCAGAGGGAAGUCUGUGAUCGGCUCGCUCAGCAUCAUGGGCGGGAGCAGCGGGCCGCCGUACGACCGCGCCCACGUGACCGGAGCGUCGUCGAGCAGCUCGUCCAGCACCAAGGGGACGUACUUCCCCCCGAUCUUGAACCCUCCGCCGUCUCCAGCCACGGUCCGCUCGCAGUACACCAUGGAGUUCGGUUAUUCAUCCAACAGUCCCUCGACUCACAGAUCCUACAGUUACAGGCCGUACACGUACCGUCACUUCGCCCCUCCCACAACCCCCUGCAGCACUGACGUGUGCGACAGCGACUACACGCCGGGACGCCGAGCGCCGCUCAAGUCCAGCGCCACCGCCGCCAAGGGCUACACCAGCGACCUCAACUACGACUCGGAGCCUUUCCCGCCGCCGCCGACGCCCCGCAGCCAGUACCUGUCGGCGGAGGAGAACUGUGAGAGCUGCCCGCCGUCGCCUUACACCGAACGCAGCUACUCCCACCACCUCUACCCGCCGCCGCCAUCGCCCUGCACGGACUCCUCGUGAGCCAAACCCCCCCACACACAUACACACACCCCGACCCCCCCCCCCACUCCCCCACAGCUCCGCCCCCUCACUGUAAAUAGCAAUUGUGCAUAAAUGAGGAUAAAAAUGGGAAGGAGAGACUGAGGACGGCGAGGAGCGAGGACGAGAAAAGGAAACACGGGAGCUGCAGAACAUUUGUACAUUAAAAAGAGAAAAAGCAUAUUUAUAUAUUUUCUAUACAGUGUUUACUGAUGAUGCCAUAGAGGUUUGUAUUAAGAAAUUUGUACAUUUUUUAAGAAAAAGGUUUUAUUAAAAUCAUCACAAAUAUAAGUUGCCUUAAAGCGGGAGACAAGAAGGACACGAAGCACGCCACGAUCAGCGGACGUUUUUAACUUAUCUGAUACCAAAUAUGAAAAACACCCACAGCUGCGGGAUGGGGGGGAGGGGGGGACGCUCUGCACGGCGGCCAUCAUGUCCGUGGUUACCAUGGAAACUGGAUCAGCAGCGGCCCCGGAGGAGAUGCGGUACCGGGUCAUUGGUUUUGAAUUGACCUCCUCGUUAAGAAGCGGUUUCGGAGGGAGGCGUCCGCGUGGGCGUGAGUCUUGUGAUGAGUCGUGAUGACGUGGCGCUCUGAGUGACAGGAGGUCGUAUUUGUUACACAUCAAACAGAACGCUCCGACGAGGCCGCGGGCCGUCAGAGCGAGCGUUCAGUUUGAAUUUUUUUUUUUAAAUCUACGGAGGCCCUGAAGGGACACAAACCUUUCUGAGACAAUCACACUUUGAUUUGUUUGUAUUUCCUAAAACUUUUUUUGCACACAACAAACGUGUUUCUCUUCAAACUCGCUAAACUGUUCGCUACCAGAAGCUGCGUAGAACAAUCCGUUACACAUCAGCGCAAAACCUGAGCAGCUGUAAAAAAAAAAUUAAAAAAUAAGUGAGUUGCAAUUUGUUGCACGCCUCAAACUGUAGCGUGCACGAGGCGCCGUGUUUCAAAGUGCGUGCCACUUCCUGACGCACGCUACAAACUACACGUUGUGCAGAAGAUGUCACACUUUUGAUGACACUUCAAGUCCCUGUUACAAGUUUUCCUCUUGUGUCCCUCGUGGGCCUCCGUACAAACGCUAAAACGCCCUCCCCCCGCGUCACAUGACUCACGCCGUGGUUAAAACCAAAACGUUUGUGUUUGUGUUCGACUCUUUGUUGUCGUGGAAACGUCUUGACGCUCGACUUCACCGAGAGAGAAACGACCCAAAGCUGCGUCAUCCUCCAUGUUUUUUAUUUUGUUUAUUAUUUUUUAUUUCCGUUCUCUCGCUCGGAGGACGCGGCGUUUCACCACGAACACGAUCUGUGCCUGACCAGUUCCACGUCUUCAUAUCUGUUUUGUUUUUUUAUUUUACGCCCACGCAGAGGAAACCAGUGCCCACUAAAUGCUCGAUAGUAUUUUUGUACCGCGUUGUGUAGAUACGUAUUUAUAAGCUAUUUAGAAAUCGUUGUAAAUCUGACCUUUGAACUCUCGCAGUACUUUUCAUUCCGUCUUUUUUUAUAUUGCCUCAUUAUAUUUUUCUACAGAAAAUCACGUCAGACGUACGCCGACAAUCUCAGAUCAGUCAAUCGAAGAACAUAUCCAGGUUUCUAGUGUCUGAAAGGUCAAAGGUCGAAGGACUGUUGUGCCAAAAAGAAAAAAAUAAACGACGUGGAGGCGGACGAGGACGGCGAACACGAGGCGUCCGUUCUGUUGCCUUGAAAACAUCUUUUGUUACUUUUUAAAAAAUCUGUUUUUUUGUCGUCUUUGUGCUCGCCGCGUCGCCUCGGGAGGCGGGGGAGAGUUUUCCCUCCGCGUCGUCAAACUCUCGGUUUUCGCCGCCGACUCUCCGGAGGUCACG